CGCGUUUCAAUGUUAGCCAGCCGCACCGCAACCGCCGACGUCGAACGGUCGCUGUUCGUAAAAUAAUAUUAUAUUUUGGAUGGACGUUCGUGUCCCCCGCCGGACUGUUUCGAAUAACGACAGUUAAGACGACUGUAUAGUGUGAACGAGAAAAACGAUCGACGGCAGUCGUAAUUACCUAUUAUUACGCGCGAAAUACACCGUUCGCGGGCUUACGCUUAAUAAUACCUAUUAAAAUAAUACAACGAUUCUACUAUUAUUGUUGUUAUGAUAAAUGCUGAGGUCGAGGCGCGCGACGGAUAAAACGUAACCGGCGAAAUUAAUUCGUACUACUCACGUGAGCUCGUCAUCGUCGUAGCAUAAUUAUUAUAAUAAUAUUAUUAUACUUUGGUGAAAAAAUUAAACCCACUACGACGACAGUAAUAUUAUGUCGAGAAAUUCAUCAUUGGCGCCUACAGAAUACCUGUUCAAGAUUUUAGUCAUCGGUGAACUUGGCACCGGUAAGACUUCCAUAAUCAAACGUUACGUGCACAAAUUCUUCUCUCAACACUACCGCGCGACGAUCGGUGUAGAUUUUGCGUUGAAAUCACUAGAAUGGGAUUCGAACACCGUCAUCCGGCUACAACUAUGGGACAUUGCUGGUCAGGAACGAUUCGGGAACAUGACCCGGGUGUAUUAUAAAGACGCACUAGGAGCAUUCGUAGUUUUCGACGUCACUCGACCAGCUACUUUUGAGGCAGUGGCCAAGUGGAAACAAGACUUGGACGCAAAGGUCUCGUUGGAAGACGGAUCACCGAUACCAUGCGUCUUACUUGCAAAUAAAUGCGAUGAGACUAAAGAAGGCAUGGUGAACAGUAUUGCCAAAAUGGACGAAUUUUGCAAAGAAAAUAUGUUCACCGCUUGGUACGAGACGUCAGCUAAAGAAAACGUUCACAUCGACGAUGCGGCAAAGACACUCGUAACUCAGAUUUUGAAGUACACUGCUCAAUAUAAACCAACAUACUUAAAAUCGAAGGGUCAAAUAAUAUUAAACAACACCCCUAACGAUACUCAAAAAGGUUGCUCCUGUUGAUUAAAAUUGGAUGAAGUAAUUUAAUCAUUGUUUAUUCGCUUACCUAUAUUAUUAUAUACCAUAGUACAAAUUGUUUUUUCUCAAUAUAUUAUGUCAAUUAUUAUUAAUGUUAGUGCCUCAAUAAUAUUUUUAACUCUAGGCACCUAUUUCAAUAUUAUUUUGUAAGUAGUAAGCAAAUGAAAUGCUACUUAUAGGAAUUACACAAUAGUUGGAUAAAAAUUUAAUAAUCAUGAAGUCAAUAUAUAGUUUCAAACUAAAAAACUCUACAGGUACUAUAAUACUUAAAUGUUUGCAUAGUAUUUUGACCUAAUAAUUUUUGAUGUGAUAUUAGGUGUGUACCUACAUAUAGUGUAUAUUUUUACCUACUACUUGUAUUGUAAAUACCUAUGGUAAAAUUAAAACAAAUUUUUAUUUCUUA
Molecule: messenger RNA, 1490 nt
Organism: Myzus persicae (green peach aphid)
Lineage: Eukaryota; Metazoa; Arthropoda; Insecta; Hemiptera; Aphididae
Product: ras-related protein Rab-38-like
Exons: 5
Coding region: 428-1072 (214 amino acids)
Biological process (GO): phagosome-lysosome fusion; endosome to lysosome transport
Cellular component (GO): late endosome; phagocytic vesicle; trans-Golgi network
Molecular function (GO): GTP binding; GTPase activity
Source: RefSeq, a predicted model, not a curated record